Molecule: messenger RNA, 576 nt
Organism: Meloidogyne enterolobii
Lineage: Eukaryota; Metazoa; Nematoda; Chromadorea; Rhabditida; Meloidogynidae
Source: the annotation of a GenBank genome assembly
GAUAAUGCUGACUUACGUCUGACUGAAAAGGCAUACAAAAAAGGCUUGGUAUCUGAUCAUCGCUGGUCACAUUUUAAACAAAUGUGUUCUCGUCUAGAAGUACUUGAUGAAAGGCUAGAUUCUAUACGUUUUACUUCUGAUGGAUGGAAUGCGAAAAUUGAAGGGUUAAAUACUCCUGGGAAAACUGGCCUAAUUUAUUCUGCAAAGAAAUUACUUGUAAAACAUCCAGAAUUGAGGCUAGAAAAGCUAGCAAAUGUAUGGCCUUCCCUCUUCAACGAAUUUCUCGGGGAACGUUUACUUUUGGAAAGAAUAAUAAAUAAACAACGUUAUUUACAUUUAAAUAAAGAAUUGAGAGUUAGAAUAGAAAAAUUAGAAAAAGAAAUGAAUACAGAAAUACCGACAAAUUUAAAUUAUUUGGAAAAUGUUGAAAUUAAGGCAGAAGUGAGGGAAAGAUUAAAUGAAGUUAAACCGAAAACUUUGGCUGCUGCGGCCAGAAUUUCUGGUGUAACAGAUACAGUUCUCUUCACUUUAUUACGUUAUGCAAGGAAUACUUUAAACAACAACAACAAUGUUUAA